AUUAGCAUGUAACACAUUUUGCUCGUACUCUAAAAAAAACAACAUUGAUAUUUUUUACGAGCCGAAAAAUGUCUUUUUUACUGAGAAAUAUUCGUUCGCCAAUAAAUCAAAUCAAUUCACUUUUUAAAUCGUCACUAACUAGUGGUGCUCUCAAUCAAAACAUCGCUCGUUUUCACAUUUCACCUGCAAAUCAAAAACUACUGGAUUUUUUCGAUGACAACAAAAACUGGGGCGAAAACGAAGUCAAACACGGUCGAGCAUGGCUAAAACCCGAAUUGCGAAUAAAAUCAAACGCUGAUCUUCAUAAAUUAUGGUAUAUUUUGCUAAAAGAACGUAAUAUGCUGAUGACCAUGGAACAUGAAUGUGACCGACUUGGUCGAUUUUUUCCGAGUCCCGAGAGAAGGGAUAAAGUCAAAAUUAGCAUGGAAAAUCUCGAAUCCGUUAUUCAAGAAAGAAAUAAAGCAUAUUACGAAUUGGAGGUAGGAGAACCUGUUUAUAUUCGAGAAAACCAAGAAAUUUCGACAGAGCUUGGAGUCACUGCUGAAUAUCUAACAAAGGAGCAUACGAUAGAAAAAGCACAGAAUGAGGAAUGGAAAAAGGGUCGAAGGUUUCAUGGAAGUCAUGCGGUUUCCAAAUUUUUACGAUACUAUCGAGAGAAAUAUGUUUUGGAAAAAUACAGAGCCAAGAAUCGCGAUAGAAAUGAAGUUAUUAAACUAUUGAAUCGUUUUCCGAAUAUUGAUAGAAAUUUAUUGCGAGAGAGGUUUAAUGUCGAUGUUGAUAAAAUUAUAAAACAAAAUGCUGCUCGAGGGCAUCAUAUUCAAAAAGUAGAGUCAAUCGACAAUUAAUUUGAAUCGACUUUUAUUUAGAGAGAAUAAAAAUUAACCAAAAUUAAAUAAUUGUGUUGAUUUUUGACUAAAAAUUAAUUUGUUUUAAUCUGCAACAACUUAUAAAGUUAAAAUUAUUUGAAUUGAGCGAAUAAUUUUAAUAUUUUCAUUUUUUGUCCCGGGGGAAAUAAAAAAAUA
Molecule: messenger RNA, 1022 nt
Organism: Culicoides brevitarsis
Lineage: Eukaryota; Metazoa; Arthropoda; Insecta; Diptera; Ceratopogonidae
Gene: mRpL47
Product: large ribosomal subunit protein uL29m
Exons: 2
Coding region: 69-845 (258 amino acids)
Biological process (GO): mitochondrial translation
Cellular component (GO): mitochondrial ribosome; mitochondrial large ribosomal subunit
Molecular function (GO): structural constituent of ribosome
Source: RefSeq, a predicted model, not a curated record